AUGCCUGCCGUAUCGCUAAUCACGAGGGAAUGGCUUCAUAGCAGCUUCAAUCUGUGCGUUCCGGUUACCAUCGAGAAUUGGAAACGGAAACCGCAAUCUGGGCAGCGCUUGAUCGUUCGUUUUCCUCUUCCGUAUCACUUCGGCGAAGCCUUUCGGCCUGGAAACGCUGAUGAGAAGAUUUGCUGCGAGGCGGGGACUUAUACAUGGCUUCAGCAGAAUUGUCCUGAUGUGCCGAUUCCGUGGUUGUAUGGGUUCGCGACGUCUACGGGUGGAACGUUUACUCACGUCGAUAGUCCCCCGUUCUUUCUGAAAACCCGUCCUCUUGCUCUGGAGGUCCAGGACCCGGAGAACGAGGAUAUUCCGACUGACAUACCACGAGACUACACUUACAACACUGUUGACUCGUACGUGACAGAUGUCCUAGGAAUGCAUGAUAGCCGCAUCCAACACCAACCCAAUGCAAUCAAUGAUAUCAACGAUUUCAUUUACCAAAUAUCCGCCCUGAUAGCAAUCCGAGCGACAUUCCCAACAUUCUUCUGCGGAGAACUGCGCCGUGGGCCUUUCGUCUUUGCUCUAACAGGCAUCUACCAAAGUGACGUCCUUGUUGAUAAAGACUGGCACAUCACCUCAACUAUUGAUUUGGAAUGGGGCUGCUCUCAACCAAAUUGA
Messenger RNA from Aspergillus chevalieri, 669 nucleotides. RefSeq lists its product as uncharacterized. The record is from RefSeq and is a predicted model, not a curated record. The coding region runs from base 1 to 669 and encodes 222 amino acids. Lineage: Eukaryota; Fungi; Ascomycota; Eurotiomycetes; Eurotiales; Aspergillaceae. The transcript has 3 exons.